UGCGAGGUCGGUAACCUUGACUUUGGCGCCACUUUCUCUGCCUGCAGCACUCCAGAAAACGCUUCCAGCGGUGUGGGUGAGGACCUGAUCAGGUUAAGAUAGGCGAGGUGUCUUUUCUUCCAGCAAAGUUCAGCAACACCAGACCAAUAGCGGAGGGACAGGGGGAGAGAACAAGCGGAGGAGCGAGGUGAAGCGAGAAUCGAAGACAAGCAGUAAGCAUGAGAUGGAUGCACCCGAACCCUCGCAAGAGGUAUGGCAUGGAGAUGGCCCGGUUCUUCAUGUACGUCUCGGUGCCCGUGGUUGUGAUCGCGAUUUGCAGCGACCCGAAGAACAUGAAUACGUUGCUGCGAGGGUUUAAGUUUGUUGAGUACCCGCCCGAGUCGAAGAAGCUCCCGUCAGGAAAGGAAAUCGUUAAAAUGAUGGAGGAGAGGGAGGCCAAGAGGCAAACCACAGCGACAAGGUCGGGAAUUGAUGCGCAUCUCGCGGCUGCGGGAUCGGUCACCAGGACCCCAACAUCACGACGCGCCGACACGACCCUCGACGCCACCGCUACCGGGCCUCCAACGCCCGAUGCGUCGCGCGAAGUGGACCAAUCUGCAGCCGGAACGGCGACUAAGAAAAGGGGAUGGUUUAGUUGGCGAUGAAGAGGAAAGGAUUGGCAAAUUUCUUCGUAUUUUUUGCGGCGGUCUUGCGUUUGUUGAUGCUUCCUAGUUGCCGCAGUUGGCCGGUUGUAUGCCAAGUCGCGUAUGCAUACAUGCCCGUUUUUCGUGCCUCGCGUUUUGCACACAGCGUUCUCCAAGAUUCGACGAGCGGUAACAACAUGAUGGCCGAAACCGAUGUGCCGAUCAGUAGUAGAGAUGCGGGCCAAAGGGCAUUUUCUGCUUCUCGACAGUUUGAGCUUUGUCCUCGAGGACACGGGGGGUGGUUCGGGUGUACAGUACGAGAUGUGCGCUGCAGACUUUCCUGCCUUAUGGCAGCGGUUCAAAAGUAUCUUGUGUCAUCAAGUUAAAGCUGGAGCACUGGCCGGUGAUCGUCCGGUGGGAUGUUGUGUAGCUCUGGUCGAGGACCUGUUUCGGGUGCUCCUUGUUCAUUUCAACGUGUGCUAAAGGUAGCCUCCAAGAAGGAGGCUCGGCGGGAUGUGUUUCCGUGGCAUUGGAAUGGGAAAGAGACGUCUGUGGAAACCUGGAUAUAGGUAUCUUCCUAACGGUACUGAAACACGUACAACCAGUGAAGAUCUGAGACCCUACGAACACAGUUCUACAGGUCUGCAGAUGUUUACAAGGAAAGAACCUCCGCCUGCUGUGACCAGCCGGAGCAUGAAAGAGCCCACCAAGGCUCACUCUCACUUUCACCUUCUAGCACGGCCGAACCACAUCGACCACGCUUGGCACAUCCUCGCCACAUCUCAAUAAGAGCGAAAUACCUCCGUUGGUAAACGGUUAUUUACCACUCCAGGGACCUUACUCGUAACAGUGAAAGGGCAUUCUCAUUGGCGUC
Messenger RNA from Ectocarpus sp. CCAP 1310/34, 1497 nucleotides. Lineage: Eukaryota; Phaeophyceae; Ectocarpales; Ectocarpaceae. The record is from the annotation of a GenBank genome assembly.